UUCAAAUGCAUUUCUUGGUAGUGAGAUAGCAAAUUGAGACCAAUUUGUGACGGAAGUGAGAUAUGCCGAGUGGGGGUGCAGUAAUAGGCAUGUGGGGUGAGGCUAGACGCCAAGAGAAAAUGAUCCGAGGGGCUAUGGUGGACCUAAGGAAGAGGGCAGAACGACGUAGCCAGUACUACGAGCGUAUCAAACUAGACCCCGCCCAGUUCCUCAGAGUGCAUGGGCGCAAGAUCCGGAUGAAGUUGGAUACAGUAGAGGCGGAGAGGGCAGAGGGUCACUGUGUGAUGCAGCCAUGGCAGGGAGACUCCUCCGUCACAAUAGACAGAUUCGACGCCAGAACGUUUCUGGACUCUGUUCCGGAAGUGGUGAAACGAGAUUCGAUUUCGGACUCUUCCUCCUCGUCGGACUAUGACUCAACUUCGGACCGGGAGGACACGACUGGGGCUAAGCUGGCUUCGGUCAGCGAGAGAAAAGUUAAGCAGAGGUGCAACUAUGAGAGAUACAGGACCCUGGUGCAGAACGACUACCUUGGAGUGGAAGAGGGGCCCUGUCUCAGACAGAUCGCCCUCGAAGAAGAGGGGGGAGGUACAAGGGGAACUUCGGUGGUGUCUAAAGAGUCACAACUGACUACUGGAGGUGGCAGCACGAGUGAUAAAAUAGGCAAAGCAGGUGGUCCAUCCAAUUCUGCCACCAGCAAAGCUGCUAUUGGCUACAACUACGAGAAGAAUGCCGGAAUCCUUUUGACAAAACACUCGUUCUCUUACGACGACUCAGAUGCCAGUAGUGACAGUGACGACAGCAGCUUCGACGAAAUCGACCUUGAAGUGACCCUUGAUGUGGACAAAAUAGACUCAGACCAGAAACGACUUCUAACUACCUACUCUAUGGCAUAUGGACUGAAGAAGAAUAUCUUUUUGAGGUAUCUGGCGAAAGACAAAAAUGAACAGGAGAGUCUGAGAUUGUCUAAAAUGCUGGAAGAUGAAAAGGCAAUGUACUCGGGUAGAAAAGGAAGGCACAAGAGACGAGAAUUCCACGACGAGAAAGUGCAGCUGCAUCGCAGAAUGAAUCCCAGAAUGGAACUGAGCUAUGUAACGAGAGAGAACAGAAAAGAGGUGGAAGAAAAGGUGAAAGAAAAGUCAGUAGAACGACAGAAAUCCAGGUCGACUUCUGAAUCGUCAACUGAGGAAGACACAGCUCCUAAGUAUAUAACAUCUUUCGACAUCAACAACGAACAGGAUGAGGAAUGUCCGCACGAGGAACUGAAAAUUGAAGUUAAAAGCUUAAAGAAAAGUAUGACUCCAGAGCGAUCUAAGAGUCGAGAUAAGAGACGAUCUAGAAGUCGACGUCGGGAUAGAGAACGUCGCUCGAGGUCUCGAUCUGACCAAAAAACUCGAAGGCGUACACCGAAAUCAUUUCGAGGGUCUAGGUCUCGGUCGCCACGGAGGAACUCACCUCGCAGACGAUCACGUCACUCUCGGCAAAGAUCAAGGUCGAGAUCGUAUCGCUCGAGACAUGAGCGAAGGUCAAGAUCCCGUGGAAGGUCCAGAAAUAGAGGUGCCAGAUCACGCUCGAGAUCUAGAUCGAAAGACAGAGCCGAAAAACGUUCAAAGUAUUCUGGAUCCACCAAAAACAAAGAAAAAUUGAGUUCAAUAUUAUCCAAAACGCGCAAUCGGAGAUCCAGGUCGUCAUCCGAUAGCUCUCUCGAUAAACAUCAGAGACCAAAGUUGGAUCUAAGUGCAAUUCAAGCAAAAUGCUCAAACAGCAAAACUGCCAAUAAUGAAACUGCUAGUAAAAACGGUAGCGGAGUGAUCAAACGGUACCGAAGAAAGUCUCUUUCCUCUAAUUCAGAUCUCGAAGAGUCGCCUCCUCGAACAAACCUUGCAUUUUCGAAGCCUCCAUUACCUCCUAUUAGGAGACCAUCUGAACUUGACCAGAAUUUUAAUGGGUCGAAUAGCAGCCUGGACGGUAGUUUUAAUGAGUCCAAAUAUAAAACGAAGACAGCUCCAACUAGCUCGAAAGGUAACGAGAGUUCUUCGACUAAACUGAGUGCAGUGGAGCGGAUGAAGAAACUGAUGGAGCGGCAGUUAAACAAACAGAUCAAGGAGGACAAGCAAUCACGUGCUCUGAAGGAAGAGAGGAAGUUCCAGCAGAAGAUGGAGUGGGAGGAGCACCAGAAACACAUGAGUGACAGGUGGUCAAACAGCGGGAAGAGGCGAGACCUUGACAAAAGAAGUCGAUCAUCCUCAAAAGAUUCGGCAGAGCCUGAAUGGAAAAGAAAAGAAGACACUAAAAAGAAAUCAAGAAGUAAAAGUGAAACUUCUUCGGAUUCCGAUUAAAAACUAUUUUAGCUACCGUUCAAAGUUGUUUAUUUUAUUGUCCAAUGAAUUAAUUGCUUUUUUGGGA
This is a messenger RNA of Symsagittifera roscoffensis, 2403 nucleotides long. RefSeq names its product CLK4-associating serine/arginine rich protein-like. The transcript has 7 exons. The record is from RefSeq and is a predicted model, not a curated record. The coding region runs from base 63 to 2336 and encodes 757 amino acids. Lineage: Eukaryota; Metazoa; Xenacoelomorpha; Acoela; Convolutidae.